AAUAUUCGCUCCAUAAGACGCACAGACAUUUCCCCCCAUUUUUUGGGGGGGGGAAAAACCAGACACAGUACAGGGACCAGAGACUGCGGACACAGUACAGGGAUGACCAGAGACUGCGGACACAGUACAGGAGAUGACCAGAGACUGCGGACAUAGUACAGGAGAUGACCAGAGACUGCGGACAUAGUACAGGAGAUGACCAGAGACUGCGGACACGGUACAGGGAUGACCAGAGACUGCGGACACAGUACAGGAGAUGACCAGAGACUGCGG
This is a messenger RNA of Staurois parvus, 273 nucleotides long. Lineage: Eukaryota; Metazoa; Chordata; Amphibia; Anura; Ranidae. The record is from the annotation of a GenBank genome assembly.